AUGACAUGUCGUCUCAAAGUGACUCGCGAAACUCCAACUGGCUUAGUUUACUUGAAAUUCUAUGCAAUGAACGUGAGUGACAUUAAGUUGCAUUUUAUGAUGUUCUUCCGAUAUACUGGUGGCUUUAAGCCUUAUUUGCUGGACAUAACUUUUGAUAUUUGUGAAUUUGCUAAACAUACGGCUGCUUUACUGUAUAACGAGUUCCUUAAAAGAUUUGCUCUUGUGAUCACUAAAGAAUUUUCGGAUAUCUUGCGUGGUUGUCCCUACAAUGGAAAAUUGGAAACGAGUUGGGUCGACUCCAAUGCUUCAUUUUCAUCAGUAUUGCCACCAGUUUUUCCAACGGGACGUUAUAAAAUGGCACAUUGGCUGAUAUGGAAGAAUAAAACAGCUGCCUACAUUGAAUUUCAAUGUGAUUUGAAGGCGAAAAGGGAGUUUAGAGCUACGGAUUUUUCCAUGCUCAAUAUGGGUUGA
Culicoides brevitarsis is the source of this 471-nucleotide messenger RNA. RefSeq lists its product as uncharacterized. The transcript has 2 exons. Lineage: Eukaryota; Metazoa; Arthropoda; Insecta; Diptera; Ceratopogonidae. The record is from RefSeq and is a predicted model, not a curated record. The coding region runs from base 1 to 471 and encodes 156 amino acids.